Abrus precatorius (Indian licorice) is the source of this 1379-nucleotide messenger RNA. RefSeq names its product cell division cycle 20.1, cofactor of APC complex-like. Gene Ontology annotation, biological process: positive regulation of anaphase-promoting complex-dependent catabolic process; positive regulation of ubiquitin protein ligase activity; anaphase-promoting complex-dependent catabolic process. The record is from RefSeq and is a predicted model, not a curated record. Gene Ontology annotation, molecular function: ubiquitin ligase activator activity; anaphase-promoting complex binding; protein binding. The transcript is spliced from 4 exons. NCBI's taxonomy places the organism in Eukaryota, Viridiplantae, Streptophyta, Magnoliopsida, Fabales, Fabaceae. Bases 15 to 1379 code for a protein of 454 amino acids. Gene Ontology annotation, cellular component: anaphase-promoting complex.
GUCUCCUCUUAACAAUGGAUGCAGGGUCUCUGAGUUCUUCCGCAACCAUCAAAACAAGAUCUCGCUGCCCUCUUCAGGAACAGUUUAUUCAAAGAAAGAGUUCCAGAGAAAACUUGGACAGAUUCAUACCAAAUCGGUCGGCAAUGGAUUUUGAUUAUGCUCACUACAUGCUUACUGAGGGGGCUAAAGGUAAGGAAAAUCCAGUUGUGAGUUCCCCCUCUAGAGACGCUUACAGGAAGCUGCUUGCAGAAAGCUUGAACAUGAACAGGACCCGAAUUCUAGCCUUCAAGAACAAGCCACCUGCGCCAGUUGACUUAAUCCCUCAUGAGAUUACCUCCACUGUUGCACAGGAUAAACCCACCAAGCCUAAAAGAUUUAUUCCUCAGACUUCUGAAAGGACUUUGGAUGCUCCGGAUCUUGUGGAUGACUAUUAUCUCAAUCUAUUGGAUUGGGGAAGCGGCAAUGUUCUUGCAAUAGCACUUGGAAGCACAGUGUACUUGUGGGAUGCAACAAAUGGUUCUACUUCAGAACUUGUUACAGUUGAUGAUGAAAAUGGCCCGGUUACAUCUGUUAGCUGGGCUCCUGAUGGACGGCAUAUAGCGGUUGGUUUGAACAACUCUGAAGUGCAACUGUGGGAUACAACUUCAAAUCGACAGUUGAGAACUUUGAAAGGUGGGCACAGGCAGCGAGUUGGGUCUUUGGCAUGGAACAAUCACAUACUUACAACUGGAGGGAUGGAUGGUAGAAUUGUGAACAACGAUGUAAGAAUUAGGGCACACAUCGUUGAAACCUACAGAGGGCAUGAUCAAGAGGUUUGUGGGCUAAAAUGGUCAGCUUCAGGUUCACAAUUAGCCAGUGGAGGGAAUGAUAAUCUGUUGUACAUCUGGGACAGAGCUACAGCAUCUUCUAAUUCGGCUACACAGUGGCUUCACAGGCUCGAAGAUCACACAUCUGCUGUAAAAGCCCUUGCUUGGUGUCCUUUCCAAGGGAAUUUGCUAGCUUCUGGUGGAGGCAGUGGUGAUCGUUGCAUUAAGUUCUGGAAUACUCACACUGGUGCAUGCUUGAACUCAGUUGAUACUGGGUCUCAGGUAUGCUCCUUGCUGUGGAACAAGAACGAGAGGGAGUUGCUCAGCUCUCAUGGUUUUACCCAGAAUCAGCUAACACUUUGGAAAUACCCUUCAAUGGUCAAGAUGGCAGAGCUCAAUGGUCAUACUUCCAGAGUUCUUUUCAUGGCUCAGAGUCCGGAUGGUUGCACAGUAGCAUCAGCAGCAGCAGAUGAAACAUUGAGGUUUUGGAAUGUGUUUGGAGCUCCAGAAGCAACAAAAGCUGUACCAAAAGCGAGAGCUGAGCCCUUUUCACAUGUGAAUCGCAUUCGAUAA